GGCUGGGAAGGUGUGGGCGACCCGGCGUGUGGCGCACCCGAAACCCUGCGUUUCAGCUCAGGGACGGAAGCCAGUUGAGGGAAAUUCUCCAUGAAUGUACGUCACAAUGAUGAUGACCGACCAAAUCCCUCUGGAACUGCCACCAUUGCUGAACGGAGAGAUACCCAUGUUGCCUCACUUGGUGAAUGGAGAUGCAGCUCAGCAGGUUAUUCUUGUUCAAGUUAACCCAGGUGAGACUUUUACAAUAAGAGCAGAGGAUGGAACACUUCAGUGCAUUCAAGGACCUGCUGAAGUUCCUAUGAUGUCACCCAAUGGAUCCAUUCCUCCCAUCCAUGUGCCUCCAGGUUACAUCUCACAGGUGAUUGAAGACAGUACUGGGGUCCGUCGGGUGGUGGUCACACCCCAGUCUCCUGAAUGUUACCCGCCAAGCUACCCCUCCGCCAUGUCUCCAACCCACCACCUGCCCCCCUACCUGACUCACCACCCGCAUUUUAUUCACAACUCCCAUACGGCGUACUACCCACCUGUUACUGGACCUGGAGACAUGCCGCCCCAGUUUUUUCCUCAGCAUCAUCUUCCCCCCACAGUAUAUGGCGAGCAAGAAAUUAUACCACUCUACGGAAUGUCAAGCUACAUUACCCGAGAAGACCAGUACAGUAAGCCUCCACACAAAAAACUGAAAGACCGCCAGAUUGACCGCCAGAACCGCCUCAAUAGUCCUCCGUCUUCCAUCUACAAAAGCAGCUGCACAACAGUGUACAAUGGCUACGGGAAGGGUCACAGUAGCGGCAGCGGCGGAGGCGGCAGCGGUGGUGGGCCAGGAAUUAAGAAAACGGAGCGGCGAGCAAGAAGCAGUCCAAAGUCAAAUGAUUCAGACUUGCAAGAGUAUGAGUUGGAAGUAAAGAGGGUGCAAGACAUUCUUUCGGGAAUAGAGAAGCCACAGGUUUCUAAUAUUCAGGCAAGAGCAGUGGUAUUGUCCUGGGCUCCUCCUGUUGGACUUUCAUGUGGACCCCACAGUGGUCUUUCCUUCCCCUACAGUUAUGAGGUUGCCUUAUCAGACAAAGGACGAGAUGGAAAAUACAAGACAAUUUACAGUGGAGAAGAAUUAGAAUGUAACCUGAAAGAUCUUAGACCAGCAACUGAUUAUCAUGUGAGGGUACAUUUUGAGAACCGUGCUCAUCAGUUCUUUUUACUGCCAUGUCCUGUGAACAUCUUGAACUUCUUGGCACCAAUUGACAAUGGUUCAAAAAUCACCAACUACCUUUUAGAAUGGGAUGAGGGAAAAAGAAACAGUGGCUUCAGACAGUGCUUCUUCGGGAGCCAGAAGCACUGCAAGUUGACAAAGCUUUGUCCAGCAAUGGGGUACACGUUCAGGCUGGCCGCUCGGAACGACAUUGGCACCAGUGGUUAUAGCCAAGAGGUGGUAUGCUACACAUUAGGAAACAUCCCUCAGAUGCCAUCUGCACCAAGACUUGUUCGAGCUGGUGUCACAUGGGUCACGUUGCAGUGGAAUAAGCCUGAAGGCUGUUCACCUGAGGAGGUGAUUACCUACACCCUGGAAAUUCAGGAGGACGAAAAUGAUAACCUUUUCCACCCAAAAUACACUGGAGAGGAUUUAACCUGUACUGUGAAAAAUCUCAAAAGAAGCACACAAUAUAAAUUCAGGCUGACAGCUUCUAAUAUGGAAGGGAAAAGCUGUCCCAGUGAAGUUUUGGUUUGUACGACCAGUCCCGACAGGCCUGGGCCUCCUACCAGACCCAUCAUUAAAGGACCAGUUACAUCUCAUGGCUUCAGUGUCAAAUGGGAUCCUCCAAAGGACAAUGGUGGUUCAGAAAUCCUCAAGUACUUGCUGGAGAUCACUGAUGGAAAUUCUGAAGCAAAUCAGUGGGAAGUGGCAUACAGUGGAUCGGCUACAGAAUACACUUUCACCCACUUGAAACCAGGCACUUUGUAUAAACUUCGAGCAUGCUGCAUCAGUACUGGUGGACACAGUCAGUGUUCUGAAAGUCUCCCUGUUCGCACACUAAGCAUUGCACCAGGUCAGUGUCGACCACCGAGGGUUUUGGGUAGACCAAAGCACAAAGAAGUCCACUUAGAGUGGGAUGUUCCUGCAUCUGAAAGUGGCUGUGAGGUCUCAGAGUACAGUGUGGAGAUGACAGAGCCUGAGGAUGUAGCUUCGGAGGUGUACCAUGGGCCAGAGCUGGAGUGCACUGUGGGCAACCUGCUUCCCGGAACCAUGUAUCGUUUCAGGGUGAGGGCUCUGAAUGAUGGAGGGUAUGGUCCCUAUUCAGAUGUCUCUGAAAUUACCACUGCUGCAGGGCCUCCUGGACAAUGCAAAGCACCUUGUAUUUCUUUUACGCCUGAUGGAUCUGUCCUAGUGAGUUGGGAGAGUCCUGAAAGCUCUGGUGCUGACAUCUCAGAGUACAGAUUGGAAUGGGGGGAAGAUGAAGAAUCCUUAGAACUCAUUUAUCAUGGGACAGACACCUGCUUUGAAAUAAGAGAUCUGUUGCCUGCUGCCCAAUAUUGCUGUAGAUUACAGGCCUUCAAUCAAGCUGGAGCAGGGCCGUACAGUGAGCUUGUCCUUUGCCAGACACCAGCAUCUGCCCCUGACCCUGUCUCCACUCUCUGUGUCCUGGAAGAGGAGCCCCUUAAUGCCUACCCUGAUUCAUCUUCUGUGUGCCUUGUACUGAACUGGGAAGAGCCGUGCAAUAAUGGAUCUGAAAUCCUUGCUUACAACAUUGAUCUUGGAGACACUAGCAUUACUGUGGGCAAUACCACCACCCACGUUAUGAAGGAUCUCCUUCCAGAGACUACCUACCGGAUCAGAAUUCAGGCUAUAAAUGAAAUUGGAGCUGGACCAUUUAGUCAGUUCAUUAAAGCAAAAACUCGGCCAUUACCACCCUUGCCUCCUAGACUAGAAUGUGCUGCAGCUGGUCCUCAGAGCCUGAAGCUAAAAUGGGGCGACAGUAACUCCAAGACGCAUGCUGCGGAUGACAUGGUGUACACACUACAGCUGGAGGACAGAAACAAGAGGUUUAUUUCAAUCUACAGGGGACCCAGCCACACAUACAAGGUCCAGAGACUGACAGAAUUCACUUGCUACUCCUUCAGAAUCCAGGCAGCAAGCCAGGCUGGGGAAGGGCCCUUCUCAGAAACCUACACCUUCAGCACAACCAAAAGUGUGCCCCCCACCAUCAAAGCACCUCGAGUAACACAGUUAGAAGGAAAUUCAUGUGAAAUUUUAUGGGAGACGGUACCACCAAUGAAAGGUGACCCUGUUAACUACGUUCUGCAGGUAUUGGUUGGAAGAGAAUCUGAAUACAAACAGGUGUACAAGGGAGAAGAAGCCACAUUCCAAAUCUCAGGCCUCCAGACCAACACAGACUACAGGUUCCGCGUGUGUGCGUGUCGUCGCUGUUUAGACACCUCUCAGGAGCUAAGCGGAGCUUUCAGCCCCUCUGCGGCUUUUGUGUUACAACGAAGUGAGGUCAUGCUUACAGGGGACAUGGGGAACUUAGAUGAUCCCAAAAUGAAGAGCAUGAUGCCUACUGAUGAACAAUUUGCAGCCCUCAUUGUGCUUGGCUUUGCAACUUUGUCCAUUUUAUUUGCCUUUAUAUUACAGUACUUCUUAAUGAAGUAAUCAAACCCAACAAAAUUAGAGGUAUGAAUUUAAUUACUGCAAAACAUUUUAAUACACACUCUUAUCCAGAUACUCCCUUUUUUAAGCCCUUUUGUUCUUUGAUUUAUAUACUUCUCUUGUUUUACAGAUUUAGCUAGGAAAAAUUUGUCAGUGUUUUGGUGCACCUUUUUGAAAUACAAAACUAGGAAGAGGUUAAACUGGAUUUUUUUUUUUUUUUUUU
This is a messenger RNA of Galeopterus variegatus (Sunda flying lemur), 3860 nucleotides long. It is a transcript of the gene FNDC3B, whose product is annotated as fibronectin type III domain containing 3B. The transcript is spliced from 26 exons. Gene Ontology annotation, molecular function: protein binding. The coding region runs from base 95 to 3640 and encodes 1181 amino acids. The record is from RefSeq and is a predicted model, not a curated record. NCBI's taxonomy places the organism in Eukaryota, Metazoa, Chordata, Mammalia, Dermoptera, Cynocephalidae.